Marchantia polymorpha subsp. ruderalis is the source of this 1651-nucleotide messenger RNA. The record is from the annotation of a GenBank genome assembly. NCBI's taxonomy places the organism in Eukaryota, Viridiplantae, Streptophyta, Marchantiopsida, Marchantiales, Marchantiaceae.
GGGAGGGGUGCCUGUGGGCCUGGCUGGCUCUCUGGCUGGAGUCAAGGCGCCAGGAGUGGGGGCGACUCGGUGGCUCAAGUGCUUCUCCUGCUAAGGUUGGAACGAGCCGGGCUGGAGAAAUGUGCAGAACGCGGUCGAGCUGAGCGACGAGGCCUUAUGCUUGUUGCUUGUGGCAUUGACCUGGUGUUGCGAGACCGUGGAGGAGAUUGCGGUGGUGCAGCACUCCGCAGGCGGUGACUGAGGACGAUGUCAGAGCCAUCCCCGAGGUCCAGGUCUCCUCCUGCUGCUUAUUAUCGGAUCAGUGUCUCUGAAAUUGGACUGCUCUCAUCAACCUGUCUCUGCGCUACUUCUCUGCUCUGACUGUUCUUCCCAGGUGGCCACCAUCGCUCGAUCGAAGAGUUUGGGAAUUCGCAUGAAGUUUCUUCUUUACGCAGCUGGGGACAGGAGGUGAUUGAAGGUUGAAGCUUAUAUUCGUCGACGCACACGAGGGACAUAUGAUCAAACACUUGCCCCUGGGGUUCCAAUAACAGGUGGCGCUCAGGAAACGCAGUGGACCAGACUGAAACAGAAAUCGGUGCCGGCGUAACUCACUGUAGGUCACUGAGGGAGAAACUCGUCUCCUUCACAGAAACAUCCAGAAGAAUUUAGACUGAUACAUUAUAUCACAGUCCUAGGGUUUGCUUUAGAGGGUGUGGGAGCGACAUUUUGAAGGAAAACAAGGAAAACAAGUGACAAUGUGUCCCAUGCGUAUCUUUCUGGUUUUUUUUUCUGCCCUAUUGGCUAGUUACUUGGCAUGGAGAAACUACAACAAGACCGAGGAGUCUGGCAUAUUGGAUUACACGGAAGAUGAAUCAGAGGUUUUCGGUGACAAAGCUGAGGAGAACUCUGCAUCUGAGGUUUCUACGAAGCUUCGCUCAGGAUUUUGGACCUUCAUCGACAUGGCCACCGGAAGGUACUUGUGGCAAAACUUGAGGCCUCAAACGAAAGCGGAGGAGGAUUUGUGUAGAUAACAGGUCUUCAUUCGCUGAAACUGGUUCAUUAUGCCCUUCUUCAUCAGUUGAACUGGGUUCGAGGCGUUUCAAAACGAACGGCUCAUCGCUACAUAGAUCUCGUCUUCAGGGGUUCAUAAUCACCAUAUUCAACGCUGCGUUGUAUGUGACGAACAUUGACGCCACAACCCCUGGUGUUGUUAUGGAUCUAUGUUCUACACUGGGUGUUUUGAACUCCGCACUGUCUUUCCAGAAGUUGGAAUUCAAAAGUCUCAGCCACAUAGUGUUCUUCUUGAACCUUGUCCCUGUACAAAAUAACCUCAGGACUUGUAUAUGCAGACUGUCAUGGGUGUGAGACGAGUGUCUUUCAGGAAAUUUUCAGAAAUAUCCAUUCAUCCUUCAAAAAGUUGUCGAGGUGAACAUGCCCGAUUGGAGCUGUUUUGAGCAAGUUUGCAAUUCUUUCGCAACACUCAGACACUAGCUAGUUGAUUUUGACAGGGCAACCUAGGCUUAGUCACUUCAAUUCUCGACUUAGGUAGAAUCUUUGCCAUUACCUGUCCUAAAAUCUAAUUUACAAUAAGUGCGAAUCGCACGAUGUAGGCGUUACCGUAUCUAUGAAGGACUUCAUGACUGAUCUGUUUGAUUCGCAGGCAGUCUGGUUU